This is a messenger RNA of Parathielavia appendiculata, 3054 nucleotides long. RefSeq lists its product as uncharacterized. NCBI's taxonomy places the organism in Eukaryota, Fungi, Ascomycota, Sordariomycetes, Sordariales, Chaetomiaceae. Bases 1 to 3054 code for a protein of 1017 amino acids. Gene Ontology annotation, cellular component: cytoplasm; NatB complex. The record is from RefSeq and is a predicted model, not a curated record. Gene Ontology annotation, biological process: N-terminal peptidyl-methionine acetylation. The transcript has 9 exons.
AUGUCUUCUUACAGAUAUGGCCGUCCGGCCCUCAAGAGCAGCGUCGACGUGCAGCUGCAGACGGCCUUCAGCGAUGGCAACUGGAACACCGUCAUCCGCCUGGCAGCCAAGAGGGCAGCCACCCUCAAAGAUCCAUACUACGAGGCCAUCAAGAUGUGCGCCGAGUCCCAGCUCGACGGCACAGCUCAGAAGUGCGGCGUGCUGGUGGCCAUUGAUGACUUCGUCAAGAGCAAGAAGACGCCCGACCUCGACACCAUUGAGCUCUACGAGUGGGCAUGCCGCGACUUCUUUGACUAUGAAGUCGAGUAUGCCGACACCCUGGGACCCCUGAGGGCCCGCUGGGCCAAGGCCAACCCUGGCAGCCCCCUGGCCCUGCAGUGUCUCCAGGCCUGUCUCGAGAAGUGGGAUCUCGUGAGCGCCCAGCAGAUUGCAACCAGUCUGGACAAGGCUUAUGCCAACACUGCCGACCGCCGCUACAUGUUCUGGAGUAUCACUCUUACCUUUCUCCUUUCAAUUAGCCCACAGUGCACCGAUGCGAGCCGCAAGGUCUACAGUCUCUUGGCCGUCAGGCAGCUCGAGCGGGCUGCUGAUCUGACAGAGAAUUCGGCCAAAUUGGAACCUACAGACAGGGGCCUUCUCACGGAGGAGGAGAUUUGCCUCUACUUCCGCGUGCUGCUGAGUCAUGGGACCAAGGAGGAGUUCGUCUCCAGGUUAAAGAGCCCCAAGCUGGGGGCCAUCAGCCAGCUUAAGGAAGGCCGCAAGCUCCUCUUCUGUGAGGGACUCAAUGCCCUUGAGACCUGGGGCGAAUGGGAGCUCAUUUACAAUUUCUGCCGCGAGGCCUUGACAUUCGGUCUGGAGGGUACCACCUCCCCUUUCUUCGUCUGCGACCUGCAAAUAUGGAGGAAGUUUGCGUCGUCUGCUAGCAAAGUUACAGACUCGGACAGUGCGCUCAGUGAGGUCCAGGCCAUUCUAAAACGCUACAUCGAACUCAAAGACAAGGCUAGUGCCAUGUACAAGAAGAACCUCAGCUUAGCCCUGCUCGAGACAACCUUCCGGCUACCCGCGACGACGCUGAAUCCCGCCCACGAUAAUCUGGGCUUGACACCGAGAGUAGUCCAGCUCGGUCUGUUCCUGGACCAGUACUUUGAGCGACUCUCCGCCUUUGACGACAUCAAGGGUUACGUGGCCGAGCUGAGCUUUGAGGAGAUCAAGACCCUGAUGGAAGGUGUUUUACCAAAGCUUCUGGAUGAGAAUGCCGACAAGCCCAGAAAAACGGUUCUCCACGCCUUGCAGUGCAAGCUGCGUUAUCUCCUCACAACAUGUCCGCAAACGCUCUCACCCCAAACGUCUGUCGCCAAUGGCGAAGCCCAAAAGCCAUAUCAAUGCCGAUUCUGCACCAGCCCAGCCUCGCUUCCUUGCGAGGGCUGUCUCAGAACGCUCAUUACCGAUGCCUCCAAAUCGUACCAGCAAAUAAACGGGGACAAAGAGAUUUUGGACUCAAUCCCCCGCCUGGAUAAAGAUCCUCGUCUGGAUCUCGCCCUUGUCAUGGGUACCUCACUCCUGAAGUUGUCCGGGUUGAGGCCACGGACGCCAGACGCAGGUCACUCGCUGUGGCAGGACGUGAAUCCUGGCCAAUUCCUGCAGGCCGUGCUGCUCCUCGAUGCCCAGCUGAAGGAAACACACGGGGAUACCGAGCUGCGGUUGCUGCUGGUUCAGCUGUACUUGCUCCUUGGUUGUGCGUCCUACGCCUAUCAGCUCUGGACGCCACUCGAUAUAAAGCGAACGAUCCAGGACUCGCUCAGCCCUCUGUUCUUCGACAGGAUAUCCUCACUGUCACCCGGGCUGUUCCAGGGAACUCGUCCGUUGAUGGAGCCGUUGCGAAGUUUUUACAACCACAAUCUGGACGACAGGUCACCGGUGCGCAUCUGGGAUGCUUUUGCCGCGGGCAGCUACACCAGCAUUCUCGACAUGACCGAGUAUGACGGGAACUUGCGCAGGAGCUGCACUGUGAUGAUGACUCUGGUGGAAGAGAGGCGAGCAACCAGGUGCUACGGCGGGAAGAUUGAUGUCGAGAUUGAGGAGCAUCCGCUUGCUGAAAACAUCAACGACGACACAACCCUCGUCAAUAAGACGGACUACGGUCCCUUCCCUAACCUCGAAAGCGUCCACGGCCCGCCAAUCCACGAGUACCUCCGUCUUGGCCCUGGUCUUUCUAAUGAACGCUCCCACCUGGCUUUCCUCUCUGAACAGUACCUGGACUUGCUUCACUAUAAGCCCCCGAAAGAUUACAAGCCCUCCAAAGCCUCCGAAGCCGCCCUCCGCGAUCGCGAAUACACUCUGGAAACCCUCUCCCGCCUCAGCAAUUCCCUGACCGACUUCCUCCACCAACCCGCCACCCCGACCCGUCUCACAACCCCCGAGACAACCUACUAUACCGUCCUCUCCCUGCUCUCCGCAGCGCUUCUCAUAGCCCUCUCCACUCCUCGCUCCGACCCCGUUCCUAAAACGCUCUCCCUGCUUUCAAAAUCAAUCAAAUCCGCCUUCGCCUCCCUCCGCAUGAGCUUCUUUACCCUUCCCCAUGCAGACGAACACACCAACAGACACCUACCGUCCGCCUGCCUCCACCUGACAGAAAUGCCGCACCUCGCCGCCAUCCGCGAUACAGCCCUCGCCAUCAAGCACAGCGCCGCCUUUGUGCUGUCGUUUCACGAGAAGGAGCUGGCGCGCGACCGGAGCGGCCGGUCGGGCUUGCACCGCGAUGUCAUAUCCGAGAUGAAGGUUCUCGCCGAGCUGGCGGGGAAGGCGCUCGUCGAGGUCAAGGGGUGUGUGCACCGGCUGAAGGAGGCGCUUGCUGAGGCCGGGUGGUUGGAUCGGCUGCUUGGGUUGGUUUUUGCCGAGGGGGAUGGCCAUGAUGGUAAUGGUAGGGAGGAGGAUGUGGGUAGGGUGGUGGAAGAGGUUGUGGGCGGGAGAGCGCUGACGGAGGAGUGGGCUGGAAAGGUGGUUGAGAGUUGGCGGGAGGGGGUUAAGGGGUGGGGGAUGGUCAGGAUGGAGUAA